This is a messenger RNA of Centruroides sculpturatus (bark scorpion), 1022 nucleotides long. RefSeq lists its product as uncharacterized. The record is from RefSeq and is a predicted model, not a curated record. Gene Ontology annotation, biological process: arachidonate secretion; phospholipid metabolic process. The annotation marks the transcript as partial. The transcript is spliced from 6 exons. NCBI's taxonomy places the organism in Eukaryota, Metazoa, Arthropoda, Arachnida, Scorpiones, Buthidae.
UGUAUAUGUAGCUUAUUUCCUUUUAAUCUUUCUGGUGCAUCCAUUUAUCGUUUAUGGAAACGAAAUUUUCCCUAUCUUAAGAAACAUCAACCAAUCAAAAUGUAUUUCUUACUAAUAUUUGGUGGAACGAUGAUGUCCAUAUUGACUACUACUACAGUUGCUGGAGGAAUAUUAGACAUAGUGGAUGAUAUCCUACCUGUCACCACUUCCUUCUAUCGAGAAAAGGAUGGACAUCGAAUGGUAGAAGUAAUAGAAGUGAAUACAUAUAUUGGAGGAAAGAAAUUAGUUGACUGUUUCUUAUACGGCGAUAACUACAUCAUUGAGAAGAUGCUAGAAGUGGUUCCCAAGAAGCUUGUGAAGGUGGUACCUAAAAAAGAUAUAAGCAAGUUAGUUAACCAAUGUAAUGAGUUGUUAUACAAAAAAAUACGAGAAAAUGCAUUUGAUAUUAUUAAGACUCCGUUCGACUUUGCUAGAAAAAUAUUUAAAAGUUUUCUCAUAUUUCCAGGUACAAAAUGGUGUGGUGCUGGAGACGUUGCUGAUGACUACGAUGAUCUCGGACCGGCCACAGAAACUGACAUGUGUUGUAGAACUCAUGAUCAUUGUAACGAUAGCAUUACAGGAUUUGAAACCAAAUACAAAUUAAAGAAUAAGGAUUUUUAUACAAAAAGUCAUUGUGAUUGUGAUAAUGGAUUUCAUCAAUGUUUACUUGACGGAGAAACUUUGAUUUCUGACGCAGUUGGUCAUCUAUUUUUCAAUAUUCUACAAACACAAUGUUUCAAAAACGAACAUCCCAUUGUUAAAUGUCUGAAAAAAUGGGGAAUACCAAUUGUUAGAGAUAUAUGUCAGGAGUACGAGUUAGAUGAGAAUAAAUCGAAAAAAUUUCAGUUUUUUGAUGGGAAAAUGUAUCAAGGAAAACACGAACCAUCGUUUCUGAAAGAUCUUCUCUCACAUUAAUGGUAAUAAAGCCAUUUUGCUACAGAAAAUUCUUGGAUUAAUAAAUAUGUAGUGAAGAAAACUUAAAA